Messenger RNA from Electrophorus electricus (electric eel), 3416 nucleotides. RefSeq names its product anoctamin 10a (gene ano10a). Gene Ontology annotation, molecular function: chloride channel activity. Gene Ontology annotation, cellular component: plasma membrane. The record is from RefSeq and is a predicted model, not a curated record. Gene Ontology annotation, biological process: chloride transmembrane transport. Lineage: Eukaryota; Metazoa; Chordata; Actinopteri; Gymnotiformes; Gymnotidae.
GAGGAACUAAAGUCGGGAUACAGCUGCAUUUCCGUUUCUGCACAGCAGAAAGAAACAGACAUCGAGUCAGUAUUUUUUUUUCUAAAUAAAAAAUAUAAUAAAUGACACAAGAAAGGGUGGUGAUAGUAGCUAGCUAACCCUAGGUGCCCCGAAGUGCUGCUGUGCAACCGGAUUACUGGAUUGGGGAACAUGCAAAACAACUUGUCAGACUAUGACAAUGGUGGUCCUUUGUUUGCCCCCCUGGUGGUGCUGGAGCUGGCUCAGAACACUGAAGCUGAGACCAUCACUUGGUUACUGAACAGAAUAACAGACAAGCAGCAAAAUGGAGGAGCUGAGCUGCUGGUGGAGCAGGUGCUGGGUGGUGGACAGGAGGAGCAGAAGGGCAAACCUAAUAUCUUCCUUGUGGGAUCCACCUGGCCGAGGCUCCUGGCGGGAGCAGAGGAGGUGGGGCUAUUCAAGGAGUUCAAUGACGGCACCAUGCGGGGAUUUACAUUUUCCAACAGGGAGAGUUUCAAAGACUUCCAAGGGGAUGGAGAUGGCUUCCUCAACAUUGCAGAAUGCCAGUACAUAAUCAAAUAUGAGCUGGACACGCUAAGGGCAAAGAGCGAGGCACAUGUUCCAGGCUACCCCAAAGUAAAGCUAUAUCCUGGAAAGUCUGUCAUCCGUAGGUUGCAGUCCAAGGGGAUUCUAGUGCAGUAUUUCCCCCUUCAUGAUAAAGAGGAGUUGAAGAGGCUAUCAUUCUCUUGGUAUCGAAACAUCAAACUGUCUGCUCAGCCAUUGGAUAAUAUUAGACACUACUUUGGUGAAGGCCUGGCACUCUAUUUUCGUUUUCUGGAAUUCUUCACAUUUGCCUUGGUGCCAAUGGCCCUCAUUGGCAUCCCCUACUACCUCUUUGCUUGGGAGGACUACGACAGGUAUGUUCUGUUUGCUGUCUUCAACCUGAUGUGGUCCACCGUCUUCCUGGAGCUGUGGAAGCGACACAGCGCACAGCUGGCCUAUGGGUGGGGGACACUGAGCCGCAAGAAGGCCUUUGAAGAGCCACGGCCAGGAUUCCAUGGGGUACUGGGCCUCAAUCCAGUAACAGGCCGUGAAGAGCCCGUCUAUCCCAGCACUAAACGGCAGCUGAGGAUAUACCUGGUGUCUGUUCCCUUUGUGCUGCUGUGCCUGUACCUGUCUCUCUAUGUGAUGAUGAUCUACUUUGACAUGGAGAGCUGGGCACUGAGUAUUUAUUAUGAAGACCCAAACUUCUGGACAGGUGUCCUGCUCUUCAUCCCAAGCAUCAUCUAUGCAGUGGUCAUUGAGUUCAUGAACCUGCUGUACCGCUAUGCAGCUGAGAUUCUCACUAACUGGGAAAAUCACAGGCUAGAAUCAUCCUUUCAGAAUCACCUGGUGCUUAAAGUGUUAGUGUUCAACUUUGUCAACUGCUUUGCCUCUUUGUUCUAUAUUGCCUUUGUAAUGCAAGAUAUGAUGCUCCUUAGACAUAGCCUUGCUACUCUGCUCAUCACCUCUCAAAUCCUAAAUCAAGUGAUGGAGGCAUUCCUGCCUUACUGGCUGCAGAGGAGGCGUAAUAAGAAGGUCCAUAAGAAAGUGAGGAGGAUAUUGGGGGAUAAAGAGCUCCCCCUGGUGGUGCAGGUUCAGCUGGAGAGUGACAUGAACACCUAUUUGGGCACGUUUGAUGACUACCUGGAGCAGUUCCUGCUGUUUGGCUAUGUCAGCCUCUUCUCCUGUGUCUACCCCCUGGCUGCUCUGCUCGUCAUACUUAACAACAUGACGGAGGUCUACUCAGAUGCCUUCAAGAUGUGUCAUGUGUACAAGCGGCCCUUCUCUGAGCCUGCAUCUGACAUAGGAGUGUGGCAGCUGGCAUUUGAGACAAUGAGUGCAAUCGCUGUGGUGACCAACUGUGCUUUGAUUGGUUUGUCUCCGCAAGUGAAGGCCUACUUCCCUGAAGCAGAUACACAGCUUAUUCUUACUGUGGUGGCUAUAGAGCAUGUCCUCUUGGCCUUCAAGUUCAUCCUGGCAUUCAUUAUUCCAGAUGUGCCUAAGCACAUUCAGAUCAAGCUCGCCAAGCUGGAGUUCGAGUCCCUAGAAGCACUGAAGAAAAAGAGUCAAGGCUUUGGUCGAAAAUGCUGGAGGAUACAGAGAUCCCGAAGGCCCAUAAGUGACGAGAAGCAAAGAGGCCAUCACCCUUGCUGAUUAUGACAGCGCAGAUAUGGAUCCUCUGAACAACCUGCCCCAAGUGUUUACUUACAGUGAACAAUCAACCAUUACAGAACCCUGUAUAUGCACUUAAGGCAAUGUUCUUUACAGACUGUGUACUUCACUGACAUACAACUCAAGCUUCUGGGUCCCAACUUCCUUACUGUAUGUUAGAACAAAGUGUCUCAGAGUGAUUUUAAUUGGGUUGUUAAAGGAUGUUCAAACUGAUCGAGCCAAAAAUACUCCAACAUAUUUAUAACUGUGUGUAUGGUGUUUGGGUUUUUUUGUUGUUGUUUUUUUUUUUAAAUGAAAGCAUAAAUGGUUGAUUAAUACUGCCUUAGAGACUCCGCUGCAUCUGAAAUCGAGUACAGUAGAACAUACAGUUCUGGCUUAAAUAGUGUGACAUUUAAGUGAUUAUGGAACUAUUUGGACACACUGCAACACCUUGUUGCCCCAUGGCCUCUCAACAUUCAGAAUUCAGUUCUUUAUGGCCAACAUGAGAAACACGGUUUUUCGACUACAUUUGUGUGUGUAUAUAUAUGUUGAUGCAUAUCAUGAAAUUGUAUGAAUCCUAUUUUAACGCAUUUUUAUAAAUUUGGCAUAAAUGAAGGACAAAAAUGAAACACUAUGCUAUUAAGAAUUAUGGUCAUGUUUAAGAACCAUUUCAUGUAUAUGCACCAUAUUUUUCUCCAGCCCCCAUUCAGUUGGAAUGAUUUGACUUAACAAUGUCUACUGUUUGAUUACUUCAUGUAGUAUAACAUCUGGGCAUCAUCUCUGAAGUGCAGAAUAGUCUCAGGACAACUUAAUCUUAUCUAUGAGGUGCAGAAUGGCUUUGGACAACCUAACAUUUCUAUAGUUCUAUUUUAGAUUACUGGAACGAGUAGAAAUGCGAUUUUGGACACGGUGCAUGCUAUGAUUGAGUGAACUAAAAAUAUCAGAAAAAUGAUGCAUGAUAUAGUAAACAUGUAGCAGUUCAGUAGUUUUGCAGUUUUCAACAAGAAAACUGCAACUUUUGUAUUUCAUUUGCCAGCCUAUAUUUAUUUGUUAUGCAAAUGAACUUUGCUUCUCCUAGUCUGAGCAGUGCCUUUAAUCAUCACCAUAUCAUGUACUCAUUUUACAGCUUUUGUGUACUCAAGUUAUGUGCACAGUACACUGUACUUGAAGCCAGGUAAACCUGAUACCCUUUUCCCUGAAAAUAAAUGUCUAAACUAUUACAAUGA